GAGAAUGAACCGGUGGUGCUAUUUUUAGCCCCAGCCAAAAGAGGGUGGAGUGAGUGAGUGAGUGUGCGAGAGAGAGAGAGAGAGAGAGAGGGUGCAGGAGAGUGCAUGCGUAGGGAAGAAAGAAAAGGAGUGCGAGGAAGGGAGGGUGGUGUUGUUUUCCUCGUAGAGAAGCAGUCAAGUGCUGGGCUGUGGCAGGGAGCAGUGAAGAACAAGGACAGAAGAGGAGACACCUAGAGACACCCCAAGGUACCAGAGACGCACAGGAGUGAUGCGGCCCAGGUCUAGACUGCUGGUUAAGCGGGGCCUCCCGACCAUCCGUGAGGGUUCGGAGGAGCUUGUGCAUGACCUGAAUCAGACUAACAGCCAAUACAGCAGCGCCCAGGACUACUUACACUCUAUUUGUCAGCUGGCCCGACCUACUUUCCCCUUGCACGAGCCAGACCGGGACAUCCUGUCCAUCGGCAGGCUGGACUCUCCGAAGCCUUGUUUGCGGCCGCAUCGUUUGCGCCAGCUUGCACAACCCUUAUCCUGCACCGUCGACACCUCGACAACCAAGGUAGAGGUGGCGGGGCCUUCUUCCUCAAAGCCAGAGCAAGCCCAAAGCUCGGAGCAGGACUGCCCAACUUCUACUGACCCCCUAGAGUACCUCUAUGGCUACAGAGAAGCAGAAUCGUCCUCUUCCGCCACCAGACGGGGGAGCAUUCCCCUUCACAGAGCACGCAGCGUACCCUGUCCUGGUCUUGACGUCAAGAACAAGACCAGUUGUCCGGAUCUGCGCAUUCCAGAUUCUGUCCCCUCUCCUGUCGUGCCCCAGCGCUCGCCGCUCAGCAGGAAGAAGCUAGAUUGCACCAAGAUCGAUGGCACCUCUUGUGGAUGGAGGGCAAAAAGCAGCCGCAGCAUGGACAAACAAACAAUCGUGUCGCACUGGCUCUCCGAGUGCCGGAGUGCAUGGAGGGAAGCUCGCAUCCGUGCCUGCAUGCUGCCCGCCAUUGCUGAGAAGUAACGCUGCUUCGUUUCUUACGAGCGCCAUAUCUCCAUUCGCUGUCUAAAAACAUUUAUCAAUCUCACAACUCCAGGAACGAUGAUGUGACGUCACGGUUUUCAGGUUUCUCUGCUUAACCAUUUUUAGGUGUAAACGAAUCAAAAGUGACCCUAUAAAUGGUGACAUGUUAAUGCCACACCACAGUGUAGAGUUACGCUAAAUGUCCGUGGUAAAACUGGUCCGUGUCAGUCCAGUCAUGUCCAGUUGUGAUCAAUAACUGUAUUGGUUGUUGGAUGAUUUUUAACAUUGUUUGGUGAUUUGAAAAAGCAAAAAAACACGAAAAAAAUGCAAGUACUUAAAUAGAAUGCUCUCUACAUUUAGAUGAUAGGAAAUGAUCCGAUGUCAGGAAAAUGCACAAACAGAUAUCACUGUGUUUAUUAUUUAAAAAAGAAAAUGUGUUUUUUUUUGUAUUAUUAUUUCAGUAAAAUCCUGUUUGUGCAAUUGAUAUAUGGCAGCUAAGGCGAAGCGGAUCGUCAAAGCAGAUAGUCAGGAUCUAUGUUGACAAUGACAGGCCUUUACAUUUCCAAGAGAUUCAAGACAAAACAACUCAUUUAUUUUGAACCAUGUCUAAAGGGAACUCGUGUCAAACGCUUUUUGUAAUGCCAACCUCAUAUUUAAGCUUGUAUAUCUGGAAGAAGCAUACAUAUCAGAAAGACAAUCUCAGAGUGAAUAUAUUUAUGAUUUAUAACAUUUCCAAAAAGGUUUUUUGCCUUGUUUGCUUAAAAAUUAUCCUAUAUAUAUAUAUAUAUAUAUAUAUAUAUAUAUAUAUAUAUAUAUAUAUAUAUAUAUAUAUAUAUAUAUAUAUAUCGGUUGUAGAUCAAUUUAACACUGAUCCAAAGCUUGUGCUAUCACACAAGCACUAACACACCGCCAUCUGCUGCUUAAUUUGCCUACACAGUGUUCCCCCGGAUGCACCCCCACUCCCCCACCUCCCAGCAGCCCCUAUGGUACCUUAGAGAAUCCAUGUAAACAUAAUGUCACUUUAAUACAGUAACGUGUUUUACAAAAUUUUAUGCAAUUUGUUAGUGAAAACAUAGUUUACAAUGUUAUUUCUAACGUUCCUCAACAUUCGGUCCCGUUUCGGAUUCCCGCAAAUUUCAAGAUAAUCCGCAACUUGCUGUUUGUCAGGUUCCAAUUAAAAACCCGCGGAUUUUCCGAGUCGCGAAUUAUCAGGGGUUGACUGUAUUGCAAUUUAUCCAUUCGAAGUCAAACCGUGUUCAUUUUUGAUGUAAUGAUCGCAACAGUCAUCAUUUAAUACACCUUGAAAAGACAUAAUUAAUCAUUUAUUUCUUCCCAAAAACUAUAUGUCCUAUAGGCAAAGAUAGAUUUCGUGAUUUAGGAGAUAUAUACAUGAGGCUCAUUUGUUCGAGCAGAAUAUAUCGGAAAUUAUGCCAUACGUUAAUUGUACGCUUGUCCUCCAAAAACUUCUUUCAAAUCGGAAGCAUUUGUGUCAAGAUAAGCCAGUUAUGCACUGUACUGUUAACUCUAUAUGACUGUUCUUAAUCACAGACCCUUGGAAUAAAGGUUCCAGCACUGAUUUGGCAUUCCAGUGGUUGCAGAUAUAUUAACUGUUCAAUUAGAAGAAAUGAUCGCAUGGAAUUUUGUAAAUGAUUUUCUAUUUAUGCAUUGGAAAUGCUGUAAAUGAUUAUUAUGAAUGCCACUCCUCAAAAAAACUUCAAAUGAGGAAAGUCAAAUAUGUGAUUUGUAUGUCUUUGAAAUCGUGUUCAUUUUUUCCCCCACUUUUUUUAAUAAAAAUGUCUUUGUGUUUAA
Silurus meridionalis is the source of this 2812-nucleotide messenger RNA. RefSeq lists its product as uncharacterized. Bases 269 to 1003 code for a protein of 244 amino acids. Gene Ontology annotation, biological process: regulation of autophagy. The record is from RefSeq and is a predicted model, not a curated record. The transcript has 2 exons. Gene Ontology annotation, cellular component: mitochondrion. Lineage: Eukaryota; Metazoa; Chordata; Actinopteri; Siluriformes; Siluridae.